CAUUAUGCGCAUCAUGCGAGUAACGGAACGCACCCAACGACUACAUUAACCUGAAAAGCAUAGGCAGUACAGUUUAAUAGACGAUUCGUAUAAUCGCGAGGUAGAUACCUCAUGAACGGCUAUCGUAAGGGUGCUUGUAAGAAUUGUGGCGCAAUGACUCACAAGAAAAGACUGUGUAGGGUUGGCACAAAGUACACUAAUUUCAUGAUAGCGCCGGAUGAAUUUAUCCAACCCGAACUGUCUGUGAACUACAAUGGUAAGAGAGACGGAUGAUCCUUCCAAGCACAGAGCAAUUGUCAAAGAGUACCAAAAGAUAGAAGAAGCCAAGAGGCAGAUGCUUGCCGAGAAACUCAAUGCAGAGGAGGAAAACGACAAGCAAGAUUCGGACAAGGAUGAAAAUAAAUAUGUAGACGAUGUGGACAUGCCUGGUACAAAAGUCGAUUCCAAGCAGCACAUUACUGUGAAGAAUCUCUGGAUUCGAGAGGACACGGCCAAGUAUCUGCACAAUUUAGAACCAAACUCCGCAUAUUAUGAUUAAAAGACUAGAUCUAUGCGUGACAAAUUAUGCAGAUACAGAAAGUGAAGUAGACUUUAAAGGUGAAAACUCAGUUCGUUUCUCAGGAGACACGCAGCAGCUUGCUGCGCAAUUAUUUGCUUGGGAAGCAAACGAAAAAGGAGUCGACAUACAUUUAUUGGCUGAGUCUACGAAACUAGAAUUAUUGAAGCAGGAAUAUGACAAGAAACGUGAUAAAUUGAAAGACAAAGCACAUGACAGUGUCAUCGAGCGUUAUGGAAGUAAACAGCAUCUCCAAGCACCACCAAAGGCUCUAUUAUUGACGCAGACUGAGCACUAUGUUGAAUAUUUGAGGUACGGUAAAAUAAUUAAAGGAUAAAACAGACAAGUGAUAAGAUCCAAGUACAAAGAGGACGUUUAUCCAAAUAAUCACAUAUCGAUCUGAGGUUCCUACUGACAAGAUGAAAAAUGGACUUACAAGUGCUGUCAUUUUUUCAUAAAAAAUUCGUAUUGCACCGGAGAAUCAGGAAAAAAAAAGCAGCGAAAGCAGUGAGUAACAGUAUGCCAGAUAAAAUACCAUCUACAGAGAAAUGGGACUAGACAAAUCAAAUACAAUGGAUGACAACUCCCUCAACAGUGAAUCUUCGUCCAAGGAUGAUAAAAAAAACAG
This is a messenger RNA of Trachymyrmex cornetzi, 1184 nucleotides long. Its product is annotated as pre-mRNA-splicing factor Slu7-like. Lineage: Eukaryota; Metazoa; Arthropoda; Insecta; Hymenoptera; Formicidae. The transcript has a single exon. The record is from RefSeq and is a predicted model, not a curated record. Gene Ontology annotation, molecular function: pre-mRNA 3'-splice site binding. Gene Ontology annotation, biological process: mRNA splicing, via spliceosome. Bases 254 to 538 code for a protein of 94 amino acids. Gene Ontology annotation, cellular component: spliceosomal complex.